CACCAAAACGAAAACAGAGACUCAGAAAUCUACUGUGGUUGGCUGACAAAAUAUAUCCGAUUAAAGGGAGCUCAGUAUUAACCAAAACCCCCGACAUCCGGGGGAAAGGAAUUGCUGGAUCCCCUGUCCACGGAGUCUAUAUGGCCUGGCCACGUCAAUCUGGUGGAGGAGUUCCUAAGAAGGUGAGAGAGAAUGAUCAACUGCCCAGAAUGAUGACGAAAACGGACGAGGUAGAAUACUUCUGAAUCAUCGCCAAGAAACGAAAUGCUUCGAGCAGUAGCUUUCAGGAAUUUUUUAUGCUUUGAGGAUCAUCAGUCACUGGGAUUUCAGAAUGGUCCUAAUUUCAUUGUUGGUGCGAACGCAACGGGGAAAAGUGCCAUUUUUGAACUGAUAAGACGAUGUUUGUCAAGAACUGCAAGCAGUUCAGAUUCGAGCGUAACAGACAAAAGUAAAGACGCUUUCGUUAUUUGCAAAUUUAAAGUCAGAGAGGAACUAUUGGACAAAGUGCCUGCGGGAUGUACGCUUUAUUCUCUCUAUGUAAAGUAUUUGAUAGGUGGAAACGAGGACAAACACAAACUUGUUUGCAUUACAAACGAAGAGGAAACACAUGCUGAAUACUAUCUUGAUUGUUAUGAUGGUUUAAAAGCCACUUUAAAAGGAGAUAAAAAAGACGUAUUAGAAGCAAUGAAAAGUCUUAUUACGAAAGGCAGCGAUACAAAUCAACACCUUAAAACAAUCAGUAGUAUGAUUCCUGGAGUGACUGAACGAGGUACUGAAGAGGCUCUCUCUGACUGUGAAGCUGUACUCAAGGAACUACACGACGUUGUUGUCGUCACGUUCCCAAUACGUUCUCCUGGACCGAUACAGUGGAGCCAUUCUAAAAAUAUUGGCGAAGGAAAUGAGCAUUACGUUACAGCUUCCAACAAUGCUGAGAUACUUCAGCGGCUUAUAGGAUCUAAAUAUGUCAAUGAAGAAAUGUCGGAAGACAUAUUCCAGACAAUCAUCAACCCAUUGAAAUACACCUUCCAAAAACAUAAAAAGGAUCAUGAUUCAAUCAUAACUGUUAAUGAUGGCCAGAGGUUAAUACAAUUACUCAAAGUUCCAGAAGGGAUUAUCGAAGCAAAGCAGUUUUCCUUGAUGUUUGCACACAAGAAAUUUCAAACAUUAAUGUUGGAGGAACCUGAUAGAGCAAUGCAUCCUCAAAUGAUUCAGAAGAUGCGGGACAAAUCGAUCAGGGGAUGCAAGGACCAGAAGACGCUAAUAUUAACUUCACACCAGCCAGUGAUGCUUAACCGAUGGACCAUGUCCCGAUUGUAUGUUUGCAGAAAGAAGAGGGUUGUCAGCGGUAACUUCAAACACUUCAUUUAUAACUGGGGUAAAGAUGUCAAAAAUACCCACCAACACCAGGACCAGCUGAAACAAAUGUUGUACUCUGCAGCUGUACUGUUUGUUGAAGGUAUUACAGACAAAUCGGUCAUUGGAUGGGUAUUCGAUCGUGUUUUAGAUACCGACUUUAAAGAUCUGACUGACUUUGCCAAAGAGGAGCUGGCAGAAUUGAAAGAAAUAAUUGCUGGGACUCAAAUCAUUUCCAUGGAAGGGGGAAAAGGAUAUCAGCACUUAACACAAGUGGCAGAAGAUUUGGAAGUACCAUUUGUGUUCCUGCUUGAUGCUGAUAUAGUAUUCAAAUAUCCGAAAGAUGUUCAGCAACGGAAAGAAAUUAACACUGUUUAUGAUACGUUUACGAAAGAAUCCAGUAAAAAUGUAAACGUGGCAUCGAUCAUGGAUUUGCUGUCAAAGUGUGAGUUAGAUGCAUAUGCAGCAAAAAACUUUGAUUUGCCGCCAGACAGCAAAGACUUUAAAGCCACCAAAGACUGCUUGAAAGAAAAGAAAAAUAUUUUUAUUUGGGAUUCUAGGAACCUAGAGGUAAUGAUUUUAAAAAGUAUCGUAGAUAUCAGAGAUCAGUUGAUAGAUAAGAACAUGAUUGGGUUUUUGAAAAAAAAAUCUGCGCUCUUAGAAAUGGACAUGGAAACGGCUGGAACACUUGUGGAAUGUCUGUUGAAAGGUGAGGAAAUGAGAGUGUUUUUAAAAUUCCUGUUAAAAACACGAAUGCAGCCUUAAUAUUAUAGAUAGGAAAAUGUAUAGUUAUAUCCGCUUCUCUGUAUUGAAGAAAUAUGAGACUUAUUAAAGGAUUAAGAACAUUCUAAAACGAGUAUGAAUAUGGAAAAACAAUAGACAGAUACCGGCAUCUAAAAAGAUAAUCUACAAGUCAUCAUUUAAUCAUCGACGGGAAAGUAUACGUUAUCAUCACACUGACUACGAAAUAAUAGUACAUUUUGUACGUAUUACGUUAAUACCAAAAUUAUCAGCUAUGUUCUCAUACUUGAUUGCUAAUUUUUGUGGUUUCUAAUCCCCUGUCCGGGAUAGAAAUUAGUCUACUAGAAAGGCACAAUUAAUUGUAGAAGAUCUUAUCAAUGUUUCGGUGCACAGUUAUCGUAUCCUUCUCUAUAAGUGACAGCUACAACAUGUUGUUGUGCUUCGUGAUUAUUUGUUGUACAUGUUUAGUAAAUAUUGAUUCUGUUUAUAGAAAAUAAUAUUUUUGACUUGGGCUUCUAUUGUGUCAUAAGGUAAAUCCUCUCAUUUAAACUAUAAAGUUGUGUAUUUCCUGUCCAAAAACUAAAAUUUUAGUUAAGGUAUCGCAUGAGCAACUACUAAUUUCAAUUGUAGUAUACAUGUAUUUUGUAAUGUUUUGUCUAUUCCGUCUAAUAAGAAAUUGACCGAGAAAAUCCGGAGUUUGAAGACAUUACAAACAAUCGUCAGCCAAUGCCUUAUACAUUUGUACAGUCAUUAUUGAUCUAUCACACUGCUUUUACUUGUUCCCGACGACUGAGGCUCGCUGGAAAUUUGAAAUAUCAUUCUGCCUGUGUUACAUUAACAUCAAUUGCGCCAUACAAUAAUAAAUGUAGGUAAUAUGUUCUUAAUGAUGUUAAUUAUUAAACAUACUUUCGAUAUGAUUUUUUUCCCCAUUUUACUUUCAAAAUCAAGUAAUCAUGAUUGGACAAGAUAUCAGUUUAUCGAUUUAUAGAACGAAAAUCUACCUAGGUAAGUGUACACUUUGUUCUUAAAACAAGAGAGAAAUGUUCAUAUAUGAAGAGUACCAUAUUACAGUAACAGUUUAUAUCAUCUCUUAAAAUCAUAGUUCAUACAUUAGGAAUGUAAAUAAGAAAACAAACAAUUGUUUAGUGUUUCAGAUAAGUGUGUAUCUCUGAAUAUUUCAAAUUUGCCUGGAGGUCUGUUUGUUUUGGGAUUGUAGUGUUUCUCCUGAAAUUUGAUUCAAUUCCAACAUGUAAAUUUACCAAGUUCACGUUUUACUUAUGUAAUUCGAUAGAACUGUGUUUUUUUUUGUGUUUUGUUUUGUUUGUUGUGUGUUCUUCUUUUGAUUAUAUAAUGAAUAUAAUGCUAUGACAUUGAGUAUGUGUAGUAACUUGUGUAAAUCAAUAUAUCUUUUUAUUUUCUAUUUUACUUUAGAUGUUAUUUUGAUUUAAGAUGUUAUAUUUUUAA
Pecten maximus is the source of this 3558-nucleotide messenger RNA. RefSeq lists its product as uncharacterized. The record is from RefSeq and is a predicted model, not a curated record. Bases 265 to 2118 code for a protein of 617 amino acids. Lineage: Eukaryota; Metazoa; Mollusca; Bivalvia; Pectinida; Pectinidae. The transcript is spliced from 4 exons.